CUCAUCCUCAUUCCCAUCUCUUCCUCCUCCUCCUCUUCCUCCUUCCCUGCACUCAGCCACUCUGGUCUCCAUCAGUCUUCAUGGUUCUGGUCUCAGCCCACGCCAUGCAAGCCAGCCGGGCGUCCACCACAGUCAGUGUGUUUGCGGACUGCAGCAUCCCGGCCGGGCUCCGGGUAGGACCGGUACCGGGCGUCUUCAGACUCGGGAAGUACGUGUCGGACCGUAAAGAAGUUGGACCCAAGAAGAAGAUUCGCUUGGUUCGGGGUGAGUUCGUGGAUGAGUCGGGCUGUCCCGUGUCAGACUGGAUCGGAUUGAUCCGCUCCGCCAGAAACAGCCAAGAGCAAAACCUGGAGGCAGUGUCGGAUUUACCUGGCGGACAGAUUUUUUACCGCGUGCUGAGAGAAAUCCCUGCAGGAGAGGAGCUCAGUGUCUGGUACUCCACCUCUCUGGCCCAGUGGUACGACAUCCCAACCACGGCCACUCCCACGCACGACGAGAAAGGUGAGGAGCGUUACAUCUGCUGGUACUGCUGGAGGAUAUUCAAAUACCCCAACACACUGAAGGCCCACGUCCACUUCCACUGCGCCCUGAGCAACGGACGGGGCUUUGUGAACAGCGAGCAGGUCAGAGGCACGGAGACCUUCAGCAGGUCACCGAAGUCCGGAGACAUCCCCAACACGUCCACCUCUCCGAGGAGCGGGCACAGUAACUCAUCAGACUCCGGGAGACGGGUAGUGUCCUCCUCUCCGUUUCUACACAAAGCGGGACAGUCAAAGAGGAGCAGCUCAGAGGAGCAGGACAGGGCCCUGGACAUGAGCGUCACCUCAGCUAGGAACCAGGGACACAUCCUGGGCCUCGGAGCCACGUCCUCGGUCUCGGUGCUGAGCAGCAUGGGCUUCCACCCGGGUGUCCGCUCCGCCUUCAAACCCACCGGCGGCUCCAAAGGCCCGGGCUCGGAGGCCUCCAGAGAGGACGGGACCGGGAAGCUCACUGGCUUGGGGUUCAGCAAACUCAUCGGGAACCUGAAACCGAUCCGCAAUGUGGGGGGCGAGACUCUAAACGGGACCGGAAACCACCCUCCCAAGUGCGCACCUGCGAUUAUGGACUCCUCAUCAUCUCAGAUGGUGCCGUGCGCAAACGCUCUCCGAGGUUUCCCGCUGCUGCCUCACAUGGAGGAGACGUCGGCUUUUAAGCACGUGGAGAGCCGGAUGCACUCCGGUCUGUCUCCGUCCCGGUACCCCAACAUGCCCCCCGGUCUCCACUUUGAGAGGUUCUCUCUGCCUCACUUCGACGGAGUCAAGACGUACGGUGCAGACUGUAACAUCCCACUAAUGCCUCUCACGGUGUAUAACGGAGAGCUUCUGUACAGCUCACCUUACUAUCCGCUCAAGUUCCACUUCAGCAACCUCCUCAAGUACCCGGAGUCCAUGUCCUACUUCGGUGCGCCCUCGCUGAACCACGACCUGGGAUCCAUCACCAACAUCGACCGGGAGAUCGCCAUGCACACCCAGCAGCUGUCUGAGAUCGCCGCGGAGAAGAACCGGACGAGGCUGGACUCUCUGCCCGCCGGGAGCGCCAGCAACGCCGGCUCUGGCAAGCCGAAGAAGGGCCACCUGUGUCUGUACUGCGGCAAGCUGUACUCGAGGAAAUACGGCCUGAAGAUCCACAUGAGGACUCACACGGGCUACAAGCCGCUCAAGUGCAAAGUGUGCUUCAGGCCGUUCGGAGACCCGAGCAACCUGAACAAACACAUCCGGCUCCACGCGGAGGGCAACACGCCGUACAGGUGCGACUUCUGCGGCAAGGUGCUGGUGCGGAGGAGGGACCUGGAGAGACACGUCAAAUCCAGACACCCAGGUCAGACCGUCAAGAAGCUGGAGGAGAAACCCAGCGGCCUGUUCGAGGACGCGGAGCAGAAGAGCGACAAUGACAGUGACGUGGACGUUUGCUUCACCGACGACCAGAGCGACCAAGAGUCGAGCAAAAAUAAUGACUGACAUGUUUUCAUGCACAAAGAAAGAGAGACUGCUCAUUGACUUUAAAUUAUGUACACAAGAAAAUCUGAAUUUUUACAUUUUAGACAUUGACCCAAGGGCCUCUGGCACCACAUUUUCUAAACUUAAUGAUGAUUCUCAGUUGAAAUAUUACUUUUUAACCUAGAGGGGACUUUUUGUUUGGUGUUUCAUAAUGACUUAUUCAAGAAAAAAAAAAAUCAUAAUUAUCCAUAUAUUCAGUUGCUAGUAAUCGGCAGGUAAAAUGUUCUUUGUCUUGCUCAUGGACACUGCAACAAUGUUCCUCUGCUCUGCCAAAUAACCUGCAGGCCUCUGGGUUCUGGCACAAAACAAAGUCUGCCAGUGGUGUUGCAGACAUUCUUUCGUUUGAUUUCAAAUAACCAUAAUUGUUUUCAUAUUUUUUUAUUUUAUGCAAAAGGAGAAAUCUGUCUUUAUCUGCUGCGUAAAAUACUGACGAUUCUACAAAACCAUUAAAGCAACUGCACACAAAACAAGAUCCAACAUCACUUACAGACAUUUUUAGUCCUUUUAAGAAAAGAAGUCAAGGUAUAUAUAUAUAUUUUUUUGCAGUGUAAGAAAAGUUGUCUUUUGUAAUAUGUCUCCCCCUGAGGAAGGAUUUAUGGGUUUAUUUAACUAAAUCCAAAAAAGAAGAGCACUACAUUCCAUCACACUGGACAUUAUGACGCAUUAUGAGCUGCAAAAGAAUAUCAUUAUUUUUUAUUUUGUUUUUAUUGUGAAAAAAUAGCAACAUCCCCACAUUCCCUUCUUAAACUGUCAGUUGCACUUUAAAAACAGCAAUGAACAGAUGCGUAAUGAUUAUUAUAAUCGAACUUACUUCCAUGACUUCAUUAAAGAUCCCCUGCGCCUCACUGAGGAACACUUAAAUUUGCACUUUCUAGCCUUCUUGAGGCGUCUUAAAGAGGCAGCCAGCAGCAGCGCCCAGUUUAUUUAAGGAAUUAUUUCUAGAGAAAGAAAACAGUUAUAGCCUAUGUAAAGAAGUGUAAAGUAUGAUAUUUCACAUUUCAGUGGCGAAGUGUUGUAUACGUUUGUUUAUAAGUGAUAUUGUCUAUGAGCACAAUAUUUUACUCCCGUCCAGUAAGUCGUUGGUUUUUGAAUAAAUUUAAUUUAAAAUAUCAAAAAAAGUUGUUUUUCUUUUUUUUUCUACCUGUGAGAUGUUCAAAAUGGAUAUUCCAUGUAUUAAACUCUAUGAU
Sebastes umbrosus (honeycomb rockfish) is the source of this 3223-nucleotide messenger RNA. RefSeq names its product PR domain containing 13 (gene prdm13). Gene Ontology annotation, molecular function: protein binding. The transcript has 4 exons. Bases 81 to 1997 code for a protein of 638 amino acids. Lineage: Eukaryota; Metazoa; Chordata; Actinopteri; Perciformes; Sebastidae. The record is from RefSeq and is a predicted model, not a curated record. Gene Ontology annotation, cellular component: nucleus.